Trematomus bernacchii (emerald rockcod) is the source of this 4301-nucleotide messenger RNA. Its product is annotated as TLE family member 5-like. The record is from RefSeq and is a predicted model, not a curated record. Lineage: Eukaryota; Metazoa; Chordata; Actinopteri; Perciformes; Nototheniidae. The coding region runs from base 364 to 975 and encodes 203 amino acids. Gene Ontology annotation, cellular component: transcription regulator complex; nucleus. Gene Ontology annotation, molecular function: transcription corepressor activity; protein binding. The transcript has 7 exons. Gene Ontology annotation, biological process: negative regulation of canonical Wnt signaling pathway; regulation of DNA-templated transcription.
CUGCUCUUCUCUUCAAAGCAGAGGAAAGUCGGGGGCUCAUGUGUCAACAUCCAGGGUUUCCCCGGGGAGGUGUAACGUUAACGUUAUUCCAAAAAAAACUGAUGUUCCUUUGAAGACCUUUUUAUUUUUUGUUAGCAUAUUCAUCGUCGGAAGCAGCGGUUCUUUUACCGACUGUAAAGACAAGAAAACGAUCUUUGGCUCCCGCUGCUUUGACGUUAGCUAACGUUAUUUUAAACGAUGACAGAGUACAAAGUGCGAAUAGCGUCUCCAAUCAUUUAAUAAUAUCUGGGGACCUGUUAGCUUAGCCAGCUAGCCCGGUGAUUCGAUAAGACCAAAGGGAAAAAGGCGAAACACACUGCUGACAUGAUGUUUCCUCAAUCAAGGCACUCGGCAUCCGGUCAGUCCAGUCAACCUCUCAAGUUCACCACUUCUGACUCCUGCGACCGCAUCAAGGAUGAGUUCCAGUUCCUCCAAGCACAGUACCACAGUUUGAAGUUGGAGUGUGAUAAACUGGCUUCUGAAAAGUCAGAGAUGCAGCGUCACUAUAUUAUGUACUAUGAAAUGUCCUACGGGCUGAAUAUUGAAAUGCACAAACAGGCUGAAAUAGUUAAGAGACUGAAUGGAAUCUGUGCUCAGGUGCUGCCUUACCUGUCACAAGAGCAUCAACAGCAAGUCAUGGGCGCCAUCGAUAGAGCCAAGCAAGUCACGCCCCCUGAGAUGAACUCCAUUAUACGGCAACAGCUCCAGGUGCAGCACCUGUCCCAGCUGCAGGGCCUGGCCUUACCUGUGGCCCCGAUGCCCCUGGGCCUCACCCCCCCCUCACUGCCCGCCGUCUCCUCCAGCUCCGGCCUGCUCUCCCUCUCCUCCAUCCUGGCCAACUACUCCCACGGCCAGGCCCAGGCGGUGAAGGAGGACAAGGCCCGGGAAGCUGCGGAGAGAGCGAGCCGAGGGGAGGACGGGGACAAAUCAGACUAGUGCCGACGAGGAGGUUUGGAGGGGGCUGUUGUGGGGUGAAGUGUCUACAAACAAAAAAAAAAUAAAAAAUUGAAAGGUAAAACUGUAACUGUAAAUGGAGAUUGAUGUAAGUCUGGCUGCUGAGUGUUGAUGUAGAAGAGUCACUGCAGGGAUGAUGACGAGCAAAGAGGACAGACUUUUGGAUGUGCAGAGAACAAAAACUGCUGAAUGGCUGAGAGUGAGAGUUAAAUGUUCUUAUUAUUUAGUGGUAAUAGAAUCAGUUCAGGCUUCUAGACUUUAAAUAGAUGCUUUUUUAAGUGUGAGCCACUGUUGCGAGGCUUAACCAAGGUAAAUGUUUUCCCAUUUGGAGUGAGAGCUGAGGAUGAAAGCUAACAGCAUUGUCCCUUACACAGAUCUGCCUCUCACUGGUUUAUAUUUCUUAACUCUUUUUGUUAUCAGAUCCCGUGUUUUUUGAUCAUGUCCUCCGCUGUCCCUUAGAUUUCUUACUGGGCCGUCUGCCAGUCACAGUAAGCAGUUUAAUGACCUCUCAGUUUCCUCUUGUCGCUGUCCCUUCACUCAUGACGUACAGCUCCAUUUCCCUUUUUCCCCCAAAAGAAAAAUGUUGAGCUGUGUGGAGAGUCAUACCAUUCAUUGAUGUACUUGGAGCCAAAUUGAAUCUUAGUCUAAUGGGAUGUUUUCAAAGGGACAUUUGCUUUCAAACCCUUCAAGCAUUAACUUAUCACCGUUUCUUGCAUUUUCAUACGACCAACCACUGGAUGCAUUACCUUAGCUCUGUACCUCAAUCCCCAAUAAAUGGGCUUUUAUUCCAUUAAAGUUUUUGUACAAAUGGUAGUAUACCCAUCUUGGGGGGUUAAUGUGUCAGGCCUAGCUGCUGCUGCUGCGCACGCUACAAGGCACGGACCAUGACUCAAAUGACAAUAAUUAAAGUUCUGAAAAAAGUUGACUUUAUUUUGACAUGUGGUUUUCGUGAAGUUAAAGACAGGCUAAUUAGACAUUACAAUGUGUCUGUGUGCUUGGGUGAAUGUGAUCGGAGAGAAGAAAACAUUUGUUUCAUUUAACUUAGUUUUUUUCUUAAAGCACCUUUUGUAUUGUCCUCACACCGCCCCCUGCUCCUGCCCCCCCCCCCCCCCCCCCCCCCCCCCCUCGUGCUGGUCCACUCUUUAACGGACCAAGACAAACUUGAACAGGAUCUAAACUUCAGAACCAGAGAGUCGUAAAAGACUUACGAGUACUGAACUUCUGUAAGUUAGAAGAGCACUUCAGUUUAUACUGAGACUGUAUCAAGCACCUGUCUUUUCCUGUCUUGUUUAACUUGUGUGUGAUUGUCAGGGGAACAUCCUCUCCCCUUUUUUUUAUUUUUGCAUUGUUUUAAUGAAGAAUGUGUCCGGGGUGAGUUUGCUAAAGCUCUGUAAGCAACUCAAACAAGCGUUCCCUCUGAAAACAGCGUAUUAAAUGAGAUUUUCACAGUCAGAAUUUGUCCUGGUAACCAACUUAUUGUUCCUGUUGCAAAAUAACUCAAGCUGGAUUUAUAUUAAGAGCAUUUUCCCAAAUCCAUACUACAUGCAUAUUCUAUGAAGUACACUGGGCUUGAGUAUACUGAAUCUUUACUUAAAUACAGCCCCUAAUAAGACGAUGUUUGGGCUACACAUAAUGGUGCCAUGCAAAUGAUAUACCAACAUUUGAUUAAGUUACCAUUGCAACCACCCCACAUUAUAAAGAUUAGGCCACACUAAAAUAUAUAUAUAUAUAUAUACAUAUAUAUAUGGAUGGUCCAACAAUUGCUUCUCUAUCAAUGCCAUUGAUUAUUUGAAGAAGUAUCACCAUGGUGCUAUCAAAGGUUUUGUUGCUUUGGAGUUUCUAUUACGAAGUGAAACAACCCGUAAGUAUCUUAACUAGCAGCCAUAAAAAGAGCUGCUCUAAUUAUUUUAUUGCUCAGAAAAGUUAUUUCCUUUCCUUUCUAAACUUUUUGAAAAGAAAGAAGAAAAUGCAGCCCCACAAUUCCUGGCAUCAACUUUUAAAGCAUUGCACGUUGAUAACAUCUACCAUUCCUAAUAAUCCUACCAGUCCUUAAUAAGUCUUUAUAAGAACUCUUUCAAAUACGGUCUUAAGAUAUAUUUACUGAUUUCUGUAUAGUGCUGUUGAUGGACUCUUAUCCCCCAUAAUGCAAUGCCAGAAGAAAUGCGGAACGUUUGCCCACAGCUGGAUACAUGUAAGCUAUUGGCAAUAAGAAAGAUCCAAUAACAUCUCAGAAUUCUUUUUGGAAAAUACAUUUUCAUGUUCAUUUCCAAAUGCAGUGGUUGACCUACAAUGGAGCACAUUUUGUUUGUUUUUCGUAAGUAUAAAACUAUGAAAUAUAUUGAUUUUCUUUGUGUACUAACUGCAAAACAGUCUGGUAUUCACUGUCGGUAGUAUGGAAUUGGGACAGCUGAGGUUUUGAGGAAUAGUAAUGUUCAUAUUUAGGGCAGCAGAGGGCAGCAGUGCUCUCUCAUUGAUCAUCAGUAUAAUGGGGUAACAUUCACAGGACAGAUGUUUUAAAGAGGUCCAGGUUCACUUUGAUCGAGCUGUUAUUGUCCUGUAAUGCUUCCAGAGCUUUGACACUUCACCCCGUAACGUCUGAGCACGUCUGAGGUCGGCUAGAACUUUUCUCCUGUAUUUUAUUUUGAAAGCCACUCAAGUUGUGGCUCAGUGUUCUUUAUUUUUCUCCUUCCUGUCUGUGUUAGUGUUUGGGAGCUGAUGAUUUUCCCUCCCUGGAGAUUCGACCUUAAUAUAUGGAGUGCGAGAACACAUCAGUUGCACUCCCUAUGUUGACGUCAGUCUCUGUAGAAAACCUCCUUUGGCAAAACUCAGACAUAUGAAUGGUAUGUGUGUUUGUUUUUGCUGUGAAGGGCCAAUUUGUAUACAUAUGAAUAUAUCAAUAUACAUAUUUUUUAAAGCAUUUUUGUAUGUUUCAAAGCUGCUUUUUAACGUGUGUGUAUCAUGGAAGACUUUGGUGUUGUAUGUGUGCAUUACAAGCCUACAGUUAAAGAGAGGCACAAUGUUGUAUACCAUGUCGUUCUUCCUGUUUUUCCUCCCCCAUUCUCUCAGUAGGCAGUAACACUUAACAUUGUUUUCUAGGUUUGUAAAUGUAUCUCUUUUUCUUUUGUGCAAACGAAAAAACAGUUUAAUGUGUUUAUGAACACGGUCUCAUUUUAAGAUACCUGGGGCAAAAAAAAAAAAAUACAAAGAUGUAAACAAGCAACUGUGUACUCUAAUGAGAAUGAAUCAACCUUUUAGCAGUAAGGAAGCUUCUCUGGUGCCUUACAAAUAAAAGAUGUGAUUGAGAGUGG